Molecule: messenger RNA, 936 nt
Organism: Sphenostylis stenocarpa
Lineage: Eukaryota; Viridiplantae; Streptophyta; Magnoliopsida; Fabales; Fabaceae
Source: the annotation of a GenBank genome assembly
AUGAGUUUUCAAGACAUCCAAGGUGGGCCACACCCUUCCUCUCGCCGGAGCCAGUCGCCGUCGCAGGCCGUCGCCGCCGGAAUUUUCCAGAUCAACACGGCCGUCGCCACUUUUCAGCGACUCGUCGAUGGCGUUGGAACCGUUAAAGACACUCCUGAACACCGUCAGAAGCUGCACAAUACAAGGCAGAGAAUAUUGCAACUGGUGAAGGAUACUUCUGCUAAGCUCAAAUCCUUGAGUGAAUCUGAUCGUGAUGCUAAUGCCAAUGCCAGUAAGAAAAUUGAAGAUGCUAAGCUUGCUAGAGAUUUCCAAACGACAUUGCAAGAGUUCCAGAAAGUACAACAGCUUGCUUCUGAGCGCGAAUCGGCUUACACCCCUGCUGCCCCCCCUUCUUCUUUACCAACAAGCUCUGGUUCUGGUGAAGAAUUGGUUGGGAUAGAUGUUGAAAGCCAACCUUUUAUUAGAGAGCAGAAGAGGCAAGAGAUACUUCUAUUGGAUAAUGAAAUAUCAUUCAACGAGGCCAUGAUUGAUGAAAGAGAACAGGGAAUAAGAGAGGUAGAAGAGCAAAUUGGACAAGCAAAUGAAAUAUUCAAGGACCUUGCUGUUCUUGUUCAUGACCAGGGAGUUGUUAUUGAUGACAUUCAAUCAAAUAUUGAUGCUUCUGCUGGUGCAACAAUCCAAGCUAGGGUCCAGCUAGCCAAGGCUUCCAAAAGUGUGAAAUCCAGAACCUCAUGGUGUUGGUGGGUGCUUGUAAUUUUUGUGGUCGUGCUGGUCAUAUUACUUAUUGUACUCAUUUUUUAUGUUUUGACCAAAAGAGAUGUGUUAGAAAGUUCUGCAAUGCAGUUUGAUAUGUUGACUGCAUUUGAAGCUGGAAGAAGUUGGCGAGUGCCUUCCUUGUGUGCAUAUUUUCACGUCCAUGCUGAUUGUCUGUGUUAA